Messenger RNA from Erinaceus europaeus (western European hedgehog), 2550 nucleotides. Its product is annotated as GTPase IMAP family member 5-like. Gene Ontology annotation, molecular function: GTP binding. Bases 179 to 1174 code for a protein of 331 amino acids. The record is from RefSeq and is a predicted model, not a curated record. The transcript has 4 exons. NCBI's taxonomy places the organism in Eukaryota, Metazoa, Chordata, Mammalia, Eulipotyphla, Erinaceidae.
CCCUCGGUGGUGGAUUAGAAUUUGUGACUGCUUUGCCGUCUCUCACUGCUCCUGUGUUUGCUUGUCCCUUUGGUUUUUGAAGAGACUAGAAGUCACUGAGCAAGCCUCUGUAGAAGAGAAGAUUGCCCUAGAACCAUCUAGAAAGUUUGCAAGACAUCCUAGGACCUGCCAGAACACCAUGGAAGGACUGAAGAAUAGCAGGAAAGGAUCCUCAGUCUUAAAAAGAUCGAGAGAGGAAGACGGAGUCAGCCAGGAGGAGCUAACACAGUGCGAGUCCCCCACCCAUGAAGCUCCCCUCGGUGCCCCCGAGGGGAAGAAAGAGAGGCCGGAUUCACUGUCACCUCCACUUAGGAUCAUCGUGGUGGGAAAAUCUGGCAGUGGGAAAAGCUCCACCGGGAACACCAUCCUCCAGCGGCGAGAGUUCGAGUCCCGGCUGUCCCCCCAACCUGUCACCACCAAGUGCCAGAAGGCCAUUGGCAGCUGGAAUGGCAGGAGCAUCCUGGUGGUUGACACGCCCCCCAUCUUUGAGGCCCAGCCCCCCACCCAGGACACCUACAGGGACAUAGGGGACUGCUACCUGCUCUCAGCCCCAGGGCCCCACGUGCUGCUGCUAGUCACCCAGCUGGGCCGCUUCACUGCCCAGGACUCAGAGGCCGUGAGGAGGGUCCAGGAGGUCUUUGGGGAGGGGACCCUGAGGCACAUGGUGCUCCUCUUCACCCACGUGGAGGACCUGGGGGCUGAGUCUCUGCAGGACUAUGUGGCGGGCACAGACAACCUCAGGCUGCGCAGGCUGGUGAAGGAGUGCGGGGGGAGGUACUAUGGCUUCAACAACAGGGCCAGCAGAGAGGAGCAGAGGGCGCAGCUGGAGGGGCUCAUGGCUGUGCUGGAGAGGGAGCUCGAGGGCACCUGCCUCAGCAACCAGCUCUACUGGGAGGCCCAGCUGCUGCUGCAGAGUGGGGGCAGGCCCGGCACAGAGGAGCACAGGCGCUACCUGGCCCAGGUGCAGAGGCAGGUGGAGCAGCAGAGGCAGCACCUGCAAGCGGGGAGCAGCUGCCUCAGGAGGGUGCUGCUCAGAGCCAAGAGCUGGGUCACUGAGCACUCUGAGUUUUGUGCUUGUGUGAUUUGGUGCAGCUUAAUGUUUUUCCUAGUCCUUUCCAUGUUCUAUGUUCUGUAGCUGCAUGUCAGCAGCCCCUCAGAAAGCAUGACCUACGAAGAUGCCACCUGGUGUAGUAAUUAAAAAUAAAAGACUGGGACCAUGUGGUGACCCAGCAGGUUAAGCGCACACGUGACAGCGCACAAAGAGUCCAGUUUGAGCCCCCUGGUCCCCACCUGCAGGGGGAAAGCUUUGCAAGCAGUGAAGCAGGGCUGCCGAUGUCUCUCUCCCUCUCUGUCUCCCCCUACUCUCUUAAAUUCUAAUAGUCUUCAUACAGUACAUAAAGAUAACAAUAAAAACCCCUUAAAAAGGGAUCUCUUAAAAUAUAAGACUUUCAAGUGGCUUUGGUCAGCAUUUAACAAACGGGAUGUCUGUUACAUCCUAGGCUAUUUAUUUCGGCAAAUGGGCAGACAUCAGCUAGUCAUGAUGGCCAUAGACUUGUAAGCUAGUUACCAGCGCUUGGCUACACUUGUUUGGCUCCUGGGGGAAGCAGCAUGUCAGAUUCGGGGAGAAGGGACAAAGUGUGCAGGAAUCGCGAGCAGGUGGGAACAGAGUCAUUUCCCAAAGAAACUUGCUUAAAUAACUUCUGACACACCCACAAUCCCUUAUGGCUUUGCAUAAGCCCCUUCUAUGCUUGUCAGGCUGACAUCAGCUGUAUGCUAAUUACACCUUUGUCCCAACAACCUGGGAUCGUGGUUCUUGGUGCCAUCAAUUCUGAAAUGUGUCCGUGGGGUCUGUAGACAACCUGGGUUCCUGUCCAGGAAGCUCCCAGAUCCUUUAUUUUAUUAAUUUUUUAAAAAUUAUUUUUAUUUAUUUAUUGGAUAGAAACAGCCAGUAACUGAGAGGGAAGGGGACGAUAAAAGGGAGAGAGACAGAGAGACAUCCGCAGCCCUGCUUCAUCACUUGCAAAGCUUUCCACUCAGGGGAUUGAACUCGGGUCCUCGUGCAUUGUAAUGUGUGACUCAAACAGCUGCACCCCCAGCAGCCCCCUACUUUUCCUUUUUUUAGAGAUUUCCCAUUUGGAUCAGGUCUCUUCCUCAAGAUUAAAAGGACAGCCAUUCAAUGCCAGGGCAGCCUAGUCCAUCUGUAAUGUGAUCUUUUUGUCAGGGACUAAUUGUCUGUUCAGGAAGGAAGCCAGUGAGAAGUGAAGAGAAACCUCCCCUCCCAACAGAGGCCCACAGAGAGUCAGUGUUGCUUCUACCUCUGGACCUUGUUGGAUUGGAGAUUGGAGUGUGAUGCUCGGAACUCCAGCAGCCAUUUUGUCUGAAGUUGGAGACAACCCUUUGGAGGAGAGUAGAGAACUGAACCACACCUGUGCUCCUGAACUAACCGAACCAGAAGCUUUCCCAUUCCUGAUUUCCAAUUACAACAAUCAAUAAAUCUCAUUUCUCAAGUUA